Molecule: messenger RNA, 1884 nt
Organism: Pseudophryne corroboree (corroboree frog)
Lineage: Eukaryota; Metazoa; Chordata; Amphibia; Anura; Myobatrachidae
Gene: SPATA2L
Product: spermatogenesis associated 2 like
Exons: 3
Coding region: 172-1407 (411 amino acids)
Cellular component (GO): cytoplasm
Source: RefSeq, a predicted model, not a curated record
UGCUGGGUGCAUGCUGUGUAAUGUAUUACCCCCGGGUGACGCCUCUGAUACGGACACCUUCUGCAUCAACAGCUAGUCUUACCAUACUGUCCCUUUAACCUGAGACACAUAUGAAUUACACAGGUUCUGGGGCUGGCUGACUACAAGCCUGCAUUUCACCUGGUUUUAUGGAUGAGCGCAGAAUCCCUACUUGCUCAGUACAGUAGCUGGUUACUCGGUGCCUCUACUCUGUAUGGUUGUGCACCGUGCACAGACCUGGAGCUAAUGACCCGGCUGAGACAGAGUAUUCUGGAAGACCCGGACUUACACAGCUCUCUCCACAGUGACGCCUUCAUCUUGAUUGCCAGUGGCCUCCAGAACAAAGCAGACUUGCUCCCAGCCUUGAAUGAUCUGGCUGACGCCUUUCAGACUCUUGAGCAGGCCGCACUCCAUCUUUAUCUUACUCCAUGGAGGAAAGAGUUUCAUACUAUAAAGACAUACUCUGGGCAUUACGUACACGUGCUGGAAGCAGCCCUCCCUCAGGACGCAAUUUACUUUGCUCUCAGUAAGUUAGGGUAUGAACCCCAGGAAUAUGGGGUGUGCCUAGCGGUACAGGUCCAGCCUGCCCCACACACCCUCCUAGUAGCCGCCUUGGGCUUUGUGGCUGCUCAGCUGGAGUGCCGCAUCCUAGCCGACAUCGUCUUAUGCUCAGAAUCCCCACUGGUGUCUGGGACGGACCUCAUGCGUGAGAGGAGGAGCUGGCGAGGUGAAGCUGACUGUAUAGAGAGGUUGAGGAAACUGACCGUACAGGCCCCAAAGUCCCCGGCGACUCUGGAUAUUUACCAAAGUGAUUGCAGAGAUUCCAGCGGUGACGCUCCUUUGUUCCGUCCAGAGUCCUGCGACCAGUGUCAUGAACGUUGGGAUCGGCAUGCAAAUGGGUGCUGCAGAACGGUGGCGGAGCGCCUUGUUCAUACGAAGCCCCCCGGAAAUCUUCAGCCCGUGGAUGACCGCCCAGACUACAUCCCAGGGCCGCCGGUGGAGUUCACCAUGCAUGACUGCGUGUUCAUUGAAAAGACCCUUCAGCUGCGCUGCGCAGACUGUCACGCGUUUCACAGCUCCUCUUGCUCCAUUGUCAGGGGGUGCAAGGACUUUGGACAUCGGGUAACCCAACUGACCGCAUCGGAGAAGUUAGAAGCUGUGAGGGAAGAGGAGGAGAAGAAACACCAGCUGCACGUCUGCCUACAGCCAGGGCAGCUGCCCCAUUACCGGUGCGGCCAGUGCAGACAGCUCCAUUACAUAAAGUGCCCGAGACUCUUAGAGUGCUGUCGUCAGGGCCACCACGCCAACAUGAUCAUGCUGGAGAAAGAUCAGCGUCUGUGGUUACAACGCAGCCUGGUGGACACGGCGCUGCUUAGUAAGGACUGCUGAUAGCGAGGGCUGUGCAGAAUGCGUUUCUCUUUAUUGAAGCCGGUCACCAGAUCACAGUACGGAUGACGCACACUAGUGGGUGACAAUAAAGACGUAUGUUAUGCAAGCAAUGUUUCCUGGUUGAUCAGCUGACUUCCUGCUCAGACACCACAAGUGUACGAGUAGUUGUACCUUCUUCCCACUUCUUUCUCCGCUGUCCUAUGUUUGCUGCUUAGAAACGCACAGAAACAUUCUGGGUGCAUUUUACGCGGGUGAUUAUCUGCUGGGGAAACCGCUUCCUCACACCGGGUUCAGUAUGAUUUACCGACGGUCAUAAUCCCAACAGCCACUGACCUAGUCAAAAUACGGACAAUCAUUAUGCCGACAUGUUCAAAAUGCCGACAUAGGUAUAUUCAAUUAGUGUCGGAUUCUCUCCGACACUGCACUAUUCAAUUUGCGGACAUUCCCCGACAGGUUUUUGCCCAUUUUCAACAAUGC